AUGAAGGGUCAGCUGGAGAGAGCGGAGAGGAAGGAGGGGUGGAGGGGUGCAGCGGCCUGUCUGUGUGUGCUUGUGUUGGCAGGCCUCCCACUCAGCACACAUCCAUCUAUCCAUCCCCCUUUCUUUUUAUCUUCCACCUUCCUGUCUCUCUCAGCGUGUCUGUCAGGCCGUGGGAGAUGUCUGUGUUUGUGAGUGAGGAUUUGGUACCUAAGCCUAGACCCAGACCCAGACCCAGACCCCCACUCCACUCCACCCCACCCCCACUCAGUACCCUGCCUGCCUUCUCUGCCUCAGCUCUCUACCGCUCCCCACAGGUCUCAACACACACAGCACCCAGUGUUAAUGUCUAGAAAGCAAUUAUGCAUCUGCUUUUUUACAUUCUAACCACUUUAAAUUGGUCCUGCAAUUUUCUAGACCAUUGAUUUGUACAUAACAAUUGAAUAUGUUGUUUUGUAUUCAUUCUUCAAGCCCUUGUGUUGACACAGUGUUGGGCUAACUGAAAUAUGAAUGGAGGGUAAGCUAGAGUUUGAAUUCUAGGCCAGGGCCGAUGGCUGCUUGGUGAUUGGCCAUCUUUCUUCUAUCCCUGGUAUCACCCCGGCACAGUGGCAGAGACUCUAUUGUUGCUGAAAUCCUCUUAGCUGGGCAGAGCAGAGCAGCAGAGUAGAGAGGCAGCUAGCAGACAGCUCCACAGAGCUGCAGACCUCCACAGCCUCCCUCCACACACAGCACAGAAUGACACAGUGAUUUACUAAGAACAACACACCAUCCCUCAAAGUCAUCAUUGCAGCAUUUCUCUCUCACACUGCGCGCCUGUGUAAUGCAAAGUGACAACGCAUUGCCCACCUUUUAAUGUCUUUAGAUACGGGGUGGUGAAUGGGAUAAAGUAGGUGUGUGUGUGUGUGUGUGUGUGUGUGUGUGUGUGUGUGUGUGUGUGUGUGUGUGUGUGUGUGUGUGUGUGUGUGGCGAGUGAGGGAUAUUUUGCUUGUUGUUUGAUCCCUCUUUUUUCACAGUCAUUGUCUGUGCUCACUGUGCAGAUGGAAAUUAUGGAGCUGCAGACUCAAAUAACCUCUGGGAUUUAGCUUAUAUACUGUAUGUAACAUAACAAAGCUUAUUGUGCAGUCUGAGAGAAAUGCUUUUUGUGCAGUCGGAGUGAAUUGCAUGGCCAUAACAGGGGUCCACAGGAGUCAAUCCCUCCUCUCUCUUAGAAUUACUUCUUGAUGGGGUCAUUUGAAAUCAGUGUAUCUAUCACUCCCCCUUUCUUAUCCAGCUGUCCAGCCAAUCACCAUCAUUCCCCCUGGUUUGUGUACCAACAGCAUUUACCACCUGAGGCCCAAAACAUGCUAUUAUUUACUAUCAUACAGGGACCCAGGGGUUCUUGUAAUCCUCUUACAAUUUGGCGGAGACAGAGAUUGUUUUCUGACCACUUGUCUGGCCCCCGGCAUAGCCUUAGGUCCUCAUCUCUUCCGGCUCCAGGUGUAGCUCCAGCGCCAAACUCACCCCCAGCCCCAACUCCAGCCUUUCUCCCCAGCCCACACCCCAGCCCUUGAGCCCCAGAUCCCAUCUCCAAUUUUAGCCUCAAACAGGGGACUCAGGGGAGGGCUGGGGCCAUGUUAGCUGGUGAUACAUCAAUAGGCAUUAUACCCUCUGUGGGAUAAGCUCCAAAGGGAAGACAUAACCUUGGCAAUGACUUUGUGGAGGGAGAAGGCGGUCAGUGCUCCUCCGACCAGCCUGCUGUGAAUGUUAACAUGCUCUGGGCCUAGGCUGGGCUGGAACUGGGACUGUGGCUGGGCUUGAGGCUGGGCUUGAGGCUGGGCUCUGUCCAUGAUAUGUGAUGUGCCAAUGUCAGUCUACUGUAACUGUAGACAUCCAAUGCCAAAAGCCUAUUCUGCCUACCAUUUGUCAUUAUAAAAGUGUUAGUAACAGUUGAUCAAUUCUUUAUACAGUAUGUUACUUAUCCAUAUUGUAUUCUUUCUGGCAAUCUGUACAAAGAAUUGUACUGUCUCUUGUUUUGUCUGUAGUAUGCUUAGCAUGUUCAUUCCUUCAGGUGUUGACCUGAUGAUUACUGAUUCAGGUAAGUCUAUGACAUUUUAACCUUGAGACAGAACUACACAGAAACAAUCAAGUGCUGAACUACUGUUCCACCUCUACUGAGGGCUUUCCUUUACACUGUAAAACUGUGAUGGAACUGGGGGUGAAUUAUCACAAAGGUGAGCCCAUCUAUGGAUUGGGGCUACGCCACUAUCUAUGGGCUAGGCAAAUCAAAUAAAUAUGCUGCCAUCCAAUUGACCUUGUGUGGGUAAUCCCCCUUCCUUGAUACCUGGAUUUAUACAUCCCGGCCGCAACCGGGAGAUCCAUGGGGCGGCGCACAAUUGGCCCAGCAUCGUCCAGGUUAGGGGAGGGUUUGGCCGGCAGGGGUAUUCUUGUCCCAUCGCGCACUAGCGACUCCUGUGGCGGGCUGGGCGCAGUGCACGCUGACACGUUCGCCAGGUGUACAGUGUUUCCUCCGACACAUUGGUGCGGCUGGCUUCCGGGUUAAGCGGGCAUUGUGUCAAGAAGCAGUGCGGCUCGGCUGGGUUGUGUUUUGGAGGACGCACGGCUCUCGACCUUCGCCUCUUCUGAUUCCAUACGGGAGUUGCAGCGAUGGGACAAGACUGUAACUACCAAUUGGAUACCACAAAAUUGAAUACAAAAUAAAACAAGAAAGGCUUUUAACUGAACAAACAACUCUAAUGGCCUCCACAUCUAUAGCGCCAGUAGUCAUGUCAUUUUGGGUUUGUUAAGUUGGCUGUUUACCGUCUGUUUAUUUAGCCUCUGCAUGCGCCAGUACUGUGGCAGGUUCUGGUAGGGAAAAGUCAGAAAACGCACAUGGUGGUCGCUAAUCCCAGUGGCACCAUCAAGUUCCCACCACAACCCACAAAUGCCCCCCUCUCCUGUCCCACUUCCCUGUUUCCCACACUACCCUGCCAAGGCGGGCCCGUCCCCGUCCCAGUGCCCUCUGAGUGGUGCGGCUGGUCUCCCAGUCCCAUUAGCCCACACUGAUGCCAAUGCAGGGGAGCCACAGUUAGCCAGGCCUGUUAGAUUAAUAGGUGCUCCGCCCGCCCCACCAUGCAGCGCCAGGCCCGCCGUGUGAUCCUCUCUUUAUGUGUUGAGGAUCAUUACGCCCCGGCUCCAGCUCUGACUACAUCCGCUAGCCUGCGGCCAUCCCCUUCUCUCCUCCUCUAUUCCCUUGCUCCAGGGAGCCACUGUGCUCUGAUAUUAGGAGUGUUAUUAUAAUUUUAUGGAAAGACGGGUGACAACAGUCAGAAGGACUCAGAGCCGAGUGUGGCUCUCAGAGGAAAGGAGGCUAGAUGGAUAGAGAUGGAUAGACACUCCGCUGUGUGUAUGUGCAUGCUGGCUACAAGGAUAAAGCUUUUGCUUUCAGGAGGAUGGUGUUUUAUAAAAGAUCCAAAGGGUUCUCUGUUAUUAAUCGUCUCUGCCCACUCUUUCGCUCUCUUGUUCUCUCUCUCUCUCCUUCUCAGUUGUUUCAGUCCCUGCGGAAAAGUUGGUUUUGCUGAUAUUAUUUCAAGACACAAUCAUCAAGGACAGUUUAGACAAUGGAAUGAUUCCAUUUUGAUGUCUUUAUAACGCUGUGUGAUUGUGCUUCAUUUUAAUGACCAUAUUUCAUGUGGAACGUGUGCUCCCUGAUCAGGGAACAGAUGGCUCAGCAGAAAGCAUAUUUUAACUACCAAAUGACUGUUGCUUUCUACAUAAUGUGGCUGUCUGAUGAGGCACUUGAAGUGAACUCCUAUUUUCCUGUGAAUGGGAUAUUAAUCUUGCCCCCUUCCUCUUCUUCUCCCUCUCUCCUCUCCCCUGUCCACAGGCAUUAUCCACCAGAUGAAAGGAGACUAUGAGACUGCACUGAAACUCCACAAAACCCACCUCUCCAUCGCCCAGGAGCUCAGUGACUAUGCUGCCCAGGGCCGGGCCUACGGUAACAUGGGCAACGCCUACAACGCGCUGGGGGCCUUUGACCAGGCUGUGCGCUACCACCGCCAGGAGCUACAGAUCUCCAUGGAGGUCAACGACCGAGCCUCCCAGGCCUCCACCCAUGGUAACCUGGCCGUGGCCUACCAGGCUCUGGGGGCCCACGACCGCGCCCUGCAGCACUACCAGAACCACCUCAACAUCGCCCGCGAGCUGCGAGACGUCCAGAGUGAGGCUCGCGCACUGGGCAACCUGGGGAACUUCCACUGCUCCCGGGGAGAGUUCCCCCAAGCCGUGCCCUACUACGAGCAGUACCUUCGCUUGUCCCCUGACCUCCAGGACAUGGAGAGUGAGGGGAAAGUCUGCCACAACCUGGGCUACGCCCACUACUGUCUGGGAAGCUACCAGGACGCUGUCAAGUACUAUGAGCAGGACCUAGCCCUGGCUAAGGACCUGCAUGACAAGCUGAGCCAGGCCAAGGCCUACUGUAACCUUGGACUGGCCUUCAAGGCUCUGGGUGACUUUACCAAGGCAGAGGAGUGUCAGAAGUACCUGCUCUCUUUAGCCCAGUCUCUUAAUAAUGCACAGGCCCGCUUCCGAGCCCUGGGCAACCUGGGGGACAUCUUUGUCUGCAAGAAGGAUGUGACCGGAGCUAUCCAGUUCUAUGAGCAGCAGCUCACCCUGGCUCACCAGGUGAGAUUCACUAGGUCCUGGUUGUAGUCAUAGUCACAGGAAAGGUCUCCACUUUGUCUGCAUACAGUAAGAGAGAUUAACGUUAUAUACUUUUAAGUAAGUACAGCACUCCAUUGAUUUUGAAAGGCAGGGCUGUUAAUGUAAUACUGUUGCUGUUGGUCAUUUGCUGAUGCACUGAAAUCCUAUCUGUGCUUUGUUUCAGAUGAAGGAGCGCAGGAUGGAGGCGUGUGCCUACGCUGCCCUGGGUGCCGCCUACAGACUGGUGCAGAAGUACGACAAGGCCCUGGGCUACCACACCCAGGAGCUGGAGGUGUACCAGGAGCUGGGCGAUGUGCCCGGGGAGUGUAAAGCCCACGGCCACCUGGCAGCUGUCUACAUGGCCCUGGGGAAGUACGCCAUGGCCUUCAAGAGCUACGAGGAGCAGCUAGAGCUGGGCCGCAGACUGAAGGACCCGGGGGUAGAGGCCCAGGUCUACGGCAACAUGGGCAUCACCAAGAUGAACGUAGGGGUGAUGGAGGAGGCUAUAGGCUACCUGGAGCAACAACUGGCCACCCUGCAGCAGCUGAGUGGCAACGAGGCCGUACUGGACCGGGGCAGGGCCUAUGGUAACCUGGGAGACUGUUACGAAGCCUUAGGGGACUUUGAGGAGGCCAUUAAAUACUACGACCAGUACCUGUCUGUGGCCCAGAGCCUGAACCGCAUGCAGGACCAGGAGAAGGCCUACCGAGGCCUGGGGAAUGGACACAGGUCAGUGACAUCGCUCAUUAGCCCCUACUAAACAUACGUAAAAACCUGUAAUGUAACUGGUUAUACGCUGGCCAAAAGUAUGUGGACACCCCUUCAAAUUAGUGGAUUCGACUAAUUCUGACACACCUGUUGCUGACAGGUCUGUCCUCGGUUGUAACACUCACUACCGAGUUCCAAACUGCCUCUGGAAGCAACGUCAGCACAAUAACUGUUUUGGCCGAGCAGCUGCACACAAGCCUAAGAUCAACAUGUGCAAUGCCAAGCGUCGGCUGGAGGGGUGUAAAGCUCGCCGCCAUUGGACUCUGGAGCAGUGGAAAUGCGUUCUCUGGAGUGAUGAAUCACGCUUCACCUUCUGGCAGUCCGACGGACGGAUCUGAGUUUGGCGCAUGCCAGGAGAACGCUACCAGCACGAAUGCAUAGUGCCAACUGUAAAGUUUGGUGGAGGAGGAAUAAUGGUCUGGGGCUGUUUUUCAUGGUUUGGGCUAGGCCCCUUAGUUCCAGUGAAGGGAAAUCUUAAUGCUACAGCAUACAAUGACAUUCUAGACGAUUCUGUGCUUCCAACUUUGUGGCAACAGUUUGGGGAAGGCCCUUUCCUGUUUCAGUAUGGCAUUGCCCCCGUGCACAAAGCGAGGUCCAUACAGAAAUGGUUUGUCGAGAUCGGUGUGGAAGAACUUGACUGGCCUGUACAGAGCCCUGACCUCAACCCCAUCGAACACCUUUGGGAUAAAUUGGAAUGCCGACUGCAAGCCAGGCCUAAUCGCCCACACUCAGUGCUCGACCUCACUAAUGCUUUUGUGGCUAAAUGGAAGCAAGUCCCCACAGCAAUAUUCCAACAUCUAGUGGAAAGCCUUCACAGAAGAGUGGAGGCUAUUAUAGCAGCAAAGGGGGGCCCAACUCCAUAUUAAUUCCCAUGAUUUUGGAAUGAGAUGUUCGACGAGCAGGUGUCCACAUACUUUUGGUCAUGUAGUGCAGCUCUUUAUCAAGUCACUCAGUAGGCAAAUCAUGCUAAUUUGCUUUAGGCCUAACAUCAUACAAAAUAUUGGCAUUUCUCUCACUCCCUGCAGUAACCCACUUUUCCCACUGAAUGAGCCACUUAGAUACUGUUCCAGGUAAGCACUGUCAUCUGUCCAAAUGUCCUCUUCUUGAAGUAGUGAUUGGACUAAAGUGUCACUAAAGGAUUGGAUUGGGUAUACAUGGUGUCUCUGUAGCUCCACACUGAACAGUGCUGUAGCUCUGUAAUGAAAAUCUGUGGUUGGAAGAAAAGCACUCUAAAACCAUGAAAUCUUUGAUUGCCUGUUACGAAAAGCUAAUAUCUGAAUCAUAGAUGAAGAGUCCUGCUGAUGAAAGUAUAAAUAGAACUUGAAUUUGUCUUUUUCUCGGUUAAUAACAUUUAAAGGUAUCAUAUUUCUAAUACACCUAAGCCACUGUUGCAAUCAGAAAGCCGUUCUGCCAUUGAAUGUUGACAAUAUCAAUUUCUUCUGGUUGUUGCGGUGACAGAUAAUUUGCUUUGACGGGUAUUACUAAUAAUCAUAGUAAUCCUACUUUGCGUAAUCCUUUUUUCAUUUUGUGCCCGCUGCUGUUUUUUCUGCUUGCGCUGGUGCUUGCACUUCAGGACCACCAUAGUUUAGAGACACCUUGACGGUUGGUGUUGAGGAUCCUGAGGCUGAGUGAGGCUGGUGCUGGCCUACUGACCCCCAGCUGAUCUGUAUGCAAAGAGGCUUUGGCAGACAGACGUCUGAAACUGGGGGAAUCGCAGUUAAUGCGAGACAACCUUUUACAUUCUUUCUCUUUUCUCCACUUUCUCUUCCCCAUAUGUGCGUCUGAGAGCUGAUAACAUCCUGAUAGAAUACAGGGCGAAACAAAACGCGGCGGCAGCAACCGAGUCAUAAUUUCAGAGAAUACUUUUUCCUCUUAUUGUGCAUCAACAAGCCACCAUAACAAUCAGACAGAACCCUGCAUUAGCCAUACAUGAGCUGACUGGGGAAGAAUGUACAUCUGACUCCUACCAUCCUCACUUCCUCAUCUCUCUAUCCCCCUCGCGCUCUCGCCCUCGCGCUCUCGCCCUCGCGCUCUCUCUCCCAGAGACUUUACUCAACCAUCUCACAUUAACACACAACAUUAAUUAAUCUCAAGCCUUUUAUUCUUUUAAUGGUCCUUUUCAAAUGACAUCCAGCAAUUGUUGCUUCGCCUGGGAAUGUGAAAAUGGUCUAUUUGCAAGGUUUCUGCAGCGUGUGCAAGGCGUUCAAGAGAACAAAACCUUGGUAUGAAUGCAGGUCUUAGCCAGUGUGUAAGCCCAUUCACAGAGAUAGACAGAACCUGUAUCUUCCAUGUGACAUCCCAUCUAGGCCAAGUGGAAGGUGAAUUAUAUUAUCUAGCACCCCCCAGCCGAUUGUAUCAUUACCCCCUCAGCCCUUCCUCAUUCCCUGCCUCUUCCCUCUACACACACAUUAGCAACGGUCAUCGAAAUUGUUAAAAGGUUUUAAAAUCAAAUGCAACAGUUAGACAAUGGAUGAAGAUACUCCAAACUUUUUGAAUUUUUAUAAUCCAUCAGAUAUUUACUAAAUUAUAACACAUCAAAUAUUUUACUGGCAGGGACAACUCAAUCAAGUUUGCUGACGACACAACAGUGGUAGGCCUGAUUACCAACAACGAUGAGACAGACUACAGGGAGGAGGUGAGGGCCCUGGCGGAGUGGUGCCAGGAAAAUAACCACUCCCUCAACGUCAACAAAACGAAAGAGCUGAUCAUGGACUACAGGGCCGCAGUGGAGAGGGUCAAAAGCUUCAAGUUCCUUGGCGUGCACAUCACUGACAACCUGAAAUGGUCCAAUCACACAGACAGCGUGGUAAAGUAAGCGCAACAGCGCCUUUAUCGACCUUUGGCUUGGCCCCUAAGAUCCUCACAAACUUCUACAGAUGCACCAUUGAGAGCAUCCUGUUGGGCUGUAUCACCGCCUGGUACGGCAAUUGCACCGUCCACAACCGCAGGGCUCUCCAGAGGGUGGUGUGGUCAGCCCAACGCAUCACCGCUGGCACACUGCCUGCCCUCCAGGACAUCUACAGUACCCAGUGUCACUGAAAGACCAAGAAGAUUAUCAAGGACCUCAGCCACCCGAGCCACGGCCUGUUCACCCUGCUACCAUCUAGAAGGCGGAGACAGUGCAGGUGCAUCAAAGCUUGGACCGAGAGACUGAAAAACAGUUUCUAUCUCCAGGCCAUCAGACUGUUAAACAGUCACCACUAGCCGGCCUCCUCCCAGUACCGGCUACCACCCGGUACUCUACCUUUCACCUUAGAGACUGUUGCCCUAUGUACAUAGAGUCAUUGAACACUGGUCACUUUAAUAAUGUUUACAUACUGUUUCACUCACCUUAUAUGUAUACACUGAGUGUACAAAACAUAGACUAACCAGGUGACUCCAGGUGGUCCCUUAUUGAUGUCACCUGUUAAAUCCACUUCAAUCAAUGUAGAUGAAGGGGAGGAGACAAGUUAAAGAAGGAUUUUUAAGCCUUGAGACAAUUGAGACAUGGAUUGUGUAUGUGUGCCAUUGCCGGUGAAUUGGCAAGACAAAAUAUGUAAGUGCCUUUGAAUGGGGUAUGGUAGUAGGUGCCAGGCGCACCGGUUUGAGUCUGUCAAGAACUGCAACGCUGAUGGGUUUUUCACACUCAACAGUUUCCCAUGUAUAUCAAGAAUGGUCCACCACCGAAAGGACAUCGUAACUAUGGGAAGCAUUGGAGUCAACAUGGGCCACCAUCCCUGUGGAACGCUUUCGACACCUUGUAGUCCAUGCUCCUACGAAUUGAGGCUGUUCUGAGUGCAAAAGGGGGUGCAACUCAAUAUUAGGAAGGUAUUCCUAAUGUUUUGUACACUGUAUUCUAGUCAUGGCUCAUCCUAUAUUAUUUAUUUGUGUAUUUUUCUGGAUUAUGUGUUUAUUGUUUUUUAUUGCUAGGUAUUACUGCACUGUUGGAGCAAGAAACACAAGCAUUUCUCUGCACCUGUGAUAACAUCUGCAAAUCUGUGUACGCAACCAAUAAACUUUGAUUUGAUUUGACAAAUAAUGAGUUGAGGGAUUUUGGUGAGAAUUCAAGUAUUCCAUUUAUUGUCAAAUAAAUGUAAAGAAAUCUUAGAAGAAGAAAAAAACACUCAUAUAUACAUUUUCCUAUUUUAUCAGGUAUUUUAAAAAAUAUUUUGUUGUUAAAAUAAAGACAAUUAUAUGUGGCAUAAAGUGUUGUUUUUUUUUUACCCCUUUUUUCAUGAUAUCCAAUUACGAUCUUGUCUCAUCGCUGCAACUCCCCAACAGGAGAGGCAAAGGUCGAGUCAUGCGUCCUCCGAAACAUGACCCGCCAAACCGCGCAUUUUAACAACUGCCCGCACCAAUGUGUCGGAGGAAACACCGUUCAACUGACAACCAAGGUCAGCCUGCAGGCACCCGGCCCACCACAAGGAGUCACUAGAGCGCGAUGAGCCCUGGCUAAACCCUCCCCUAACCCGGACAACGCUGGGCCAAUUGUGCGCCGCCCUACAGGACUUCCGGUCACGCCAAUUGUGACACAGCCUGGGAUUGAACCCGGGUCUGUAGUGACGCCUCAAGCACUGCGAUCCAGUUCCUUAGACCGCUGCACCACUCGGGAGGCCCUGCAUUUCUAUAGAUUAAAUGGAAAGACAAUGUAUUCCAUUGAGCCCAUUUCAGCCAUUACCGGAGUGUUUGACAGGUCAUUACAAACAUUUCCGUGGUCAUAAUGUUAACAGGAAAAACGACAGGCACAAGCAAGAAUAUGAAAGAGUCACAGGAGUAAAAUGAAAGCAAUCAAUCAAGUGGAUUUUGCACCCUUCAAACAGGAAGUAGAUGGCAUGCGCGUUGCUACACACACACACACACACACACACACACACACACACACACACACACACACACACACACACACACACACACAGUCCUCAGAGAGUCAUCUGCUGUGCUUUUUGUUGGGAAUCUGAAUAUUAAUUCCCACUGAAAUGAUGCAGACCUUGGCAAAUGGCAUAGUUCCUGCUGUUGUGACAAUGUGAUGUGUGUUCCUCAUUCUUCCCUUAUAGCACAAUGUGGCCAUAUGUGCAGAUUAGAUAAAAGCUGUUCUACUAUCCCUGUGAUAGGAGAUAAGCAGAGAGAUGAACAGGGUUACUGUGAGAGGAGUGCGCUUGGAGGACACAGUCUCUGUGGCACGAGUCUGUUUGUUCAAAGCACCAGAUGGCAAUUACAGGGUGUUUUAGUAGGCAUAUAAUGUAGUUAACCUAACUCUUUCCCUGUCUGCCCAGUUGACCCUGUUUGACUCCCCCUCGUCCUGCCCUGACUCUGUGUCUCCCCCUGCAGGGCGAUGGGUAACCUGCAGCAGUCCCUGGUUUGCUUUGAGAAGCGGCUGGUGGUGGCCCAUGAGCUUGGUGAGUGUGGAGGGAAGGCCCAGGCCUACGGGGAGCUGGGGGCUCUCCACAGCCAGCUGGGGAACUAUGAACAGGCCAUCUCCUGUCUGGAGCGCCAGCUAGGCAUCGCCCGCGACACCCAGGACCGCCCACUAGAGGGUGACGCUAGCUGCGGCCUGGGUGUGGUGUAUCAGUCCAUGGGGGAGUACGAGACUGCCCUGCGCUGCCACCAGAGUGACCUGGAGAUCGCAGAGGAGACGGGCAGCCCCGCCCGACAGAGCCGUGCCUAUGGCAACCUGGGCCUCACCUAUGAGUCGCUAGGCAACUAUGAGCGUGCGGUGGUGUUCCAGGAGCAGCAUCUGAGUGUUGCAGCUCAGACCAACGACCUGGCAGCCAAGACCCUGGCCUACGGUAGCCUGGGGAGGACACACCACGCGCUGCAGAACUACUCACAGGCUGUCAUGUAUCUGCAGGAAGGUGAGUGGUGGGGUCGGGGAAUAGAAGGGAGGAUGGGUUACUCAUAUAUAUAUAUAUAUAUAUAUAUAUAUAUAUAUAUAUACUGUAUUAUAAUAAUACUGUGCUCCAUAGACUACAUAGACUUUAGUGACACGAAAGGUGUUGGGACAGCUUCCAAAGGAGAAUAUAUAUCUGAAAGGCAUGAAUUAAACACAUACUAUAUGCAAGUUCUUGAAGUAAAGCCAAGUUAUAAUUCUUCCAACAGCUGCAAUUUUUAUCAAUAGGCUUAUAUUUUAUGAUUAUACUGUUUGUGUUUUUCUUUGAGUAUUUGUCGGUUUUUUAUUAGCUUGUGUGAGGAUGUUUUUGUGUGAGUGUCAUUGUCAUUGUGUAUUUUAGUUUUGUGUGUAUGUGCGUGUGUGUUUGUGUAUGAUUUUGUGUGUGAGAGCUCAUCUCCAUGCUGCAUGCUGAGGCAUUUAGCAUGUUUACUGGCUCCUAUUCUUCACACCUCUAUAUCCCUUCUCUCAGAUGGCACUUUCAAAUGAGCUGCCAAAGGAUCUUUUCACACACUGUGGCUGACAGACUCCUGCCUCUCACGCUUCAUUGUCCUCUACAGAUAAUGGUGAAAUAAAAAGCUGCAACCCUGGCUGUCUAAAACUCAUUAUGCCAAUAACAGUGCAGAGAGUGUUUGUCACAGGGAUGACGUGACAAGAAGCAGCGUGCAGGGCUCCGGGGAAGCUGUUAGGAGAGUGGCCACCAGCGCCAUUUACAAGCAUUUUGCAGCGGCACACCCAGGGCAUUACACCCCAAAGCCUGUUUGCAGACAGGGAAAAUGAUCUCUCUGGGUUUAUAGGUUGUUUCAUCAUUUCUCCUCUAAGGAAGACAUGAACAGGAAUGCCUUCCCUAGCCUUUCCUCUCCUCUAAGCCACCAGUGCUUGUAGUGACCUAGACAUCGUUCCAGGUUCUGCUUGUUGGAAACAUUGAAGGAAGGCCACUCUAUCUCUUCCCUGUCCUCUUACUGUCCCCUGCUCUGUCCUUGCAUUGUUCCUUGGUCCAGCUUUGAAAAUUAACUCUACCUUCCUUGUCCAUGACAGCCAAUUAUUUCUGGCCAACCUACCUAGACCUAAAAGUUGGCAAUGUUUUCCUUUUUUUCCCCUACAUUUUAUUUUUCAUGCCGCACUGCUUGUUUUUUGUUUUUGCUUCCUGAAAAAGAUGAUUGGAAGGAGCCCUAGGAAAGAAGCUCCACUCGAGUGCCUAUAGUGACAGCAUGUGACCUCAGCGAUGCGUGUGUGUGUGUGUGUGUGUAUGUGUGUGUGUGUGUGUGUGUGUGUGUGUGUGUGUGUACAUGCCUCACGGUAGGAAGGAGAGAGACACAGCAGUGUUAAUGCCUGCAGUAUUAUUUUAUUUAAAAAUAUAUAUAAUUUAUAAUUAGGUGACACUUUGUGACACUGUGUGUAGCUGUGUGAAGUGUGUAUGCAAUAUUUGCAUAUAUGCAUUGUAUAAUGAUUAAAAGAGAGAGAGAGGUGUCUUUACACAUGCAUGCGUACGACAGGAGGCUGCUGAGGGGAAAACGGCUCAUAAUAAUGGCCGUAAUGGAGCAAAUGGAAUGGCAUCAUACACCUGGAAACCAUGUCUUUAAUGUAUUUGAUACAAUUCCACCAAUUCCACUCCAGUCAUUACCACAAGCCUGUUCUCCCCAAUUAAGGUGCCACCAACCUCCGGUGGUGUGUACGUGAGUGUGUGUUUGUGAGCGCCACAGUGUGUGUGGGUAUAUUUAUGCAGGACUUAAGAGUGUGUAUUGCCCUGCAGCAAGCAUGUGUGUGUGUGUACAGUCACAGGGUGCAUGGGCCCCUGGGGCUGUAGUGAAUCUCUUCACCAGCUGUCAGGCAGCCUUUAAAGUGUUCUCUAGUUGCUCUUCAGGGUGCAGCCAGCCACGGAGCCACCACCACAUCCUUAUGUCAGCCACCACUACGUGACUGUGCCUGCAUGGCACACCGAAGGCACACACACUGACGGUCACAGUGACAGUGACGGCAAGGGAUUGACACAGAAAGAGAGAGGAAAAGAGAACAUAAGGAGGAAGAGAGGGAAGCAUGUGGGAAGAGAUAGCAAGGGUACGCAAUGCCGAUGUAUACAUCUUCAUGUAUGAUCAUUCCACCAAGUGUCAACCGCACUAUAAAAAAAAACAUGCCGUUUUUUUUAUUAAUCAUGAGUCUUCUUCAUAGAACAGCUCAGAUAGAGAGAGGGAGGGAGGGAGAAGGAGUGUGUGAGAGUGACUCGGAGAGAUGGAGUGAGAUGUGAAUGGUGAUGGUGCCAGGGAAUUAAAAGGAUCAUUUAGAUCCGUUUUCUCUCUAAAGCUCCAGACUCUAAUGAAACCUGAGUAGUACUGAGACUAGUGGAGGGCACUCACACAGAUAGACAGAGAGAAAGAGGGGAGAGAAAGAGAGAGAGAGAGAGAAACAGAGAUACAGAGACUAUGUAGGGGAGGGAGAGGGUGAAGGAGAGGGUUUAGAGAGUUCUGAAAGAAUGGCAGAGAGCUGGAGGAAGGAGAAAGAGGGCAGAGAGAGAUAAGAGAGGGCGUAUGGAGAGAGUUAGGGAGUGUGAGAGAGAGAGGCAGGAAGAGGGAGAAAGAGAGAAGAGAGGGAGAAGAGGAUAGAUAAGGAGAGGGGGGAAGUGUUGCAGGCUUCAAAGGCGGCCGUCUCUCUGAGGGUGUACUCACAGAGCAGAGCAGCCUUGGGCUUGGUGGAAUAGGAAUAGUGUAGGUCGGGUGUUCCUUCCUGGUCACGCUCUGUGUUCUCUUCUUAUCUGGGUCAGACUCAGACACACUGUUCUCCAGGAAUGACUAAAAACGCAAGGAGAGUGAGACAAGGGCUGCUUGAUAUCAUGGUCCAUUUUCUCUCCCCUCCACCAAAACUUGUUUGCCCCUAGUCACAGAGGAAUAGAGAAGACACACUAUAUUCUAAUACCUACGUAAUAUAAAUAUUGUAGCCACAGACUUAUUAGCAGCCCAAUUCAAAGCCCAGAUUGCGUGCUGUGUUGUUAGCACCUGGUAGGUGACGUGGCCCAGUGUCUGUCCUUUUUCAUCAUUUCCCUCCGUGGAGUGUCUGUUUCAUCACAGUAAUUGGGUGAAACCAAGCAGUCAAAAGGCAGGCUGAAGACACAUGCAAAGAUGUGACAUAUGCAUCACCGCUUGAGGGAUUGAAAGGGGAAAACAAACAGCAUUCUCGCCAGGUGAUCUGACAAAGCCAUGCUAACUGAACACAAAAAUCUCCCCGGGUUUUGGCUGAAUCUCAGAGGAAGUUUAUGGACCAGUGUGAUGAGUUUCAACACAGGAUUUAUCUAGCCUCUGUGUGUGUUGUAUUUCCAGUGUGUGUGUGGUUGAGUGGAUGAUACAGUUUAAGUCGGAAGUGUACAUACACCUUAGCCAAAUACAUUUAAACUCAGUUUUUCACAAUUCCUGACAUUUAAUCCUAGUAAAAAUGCCCUGUUUUAGGUCAGUUAGGAUCACCACUUUAUUUUAAGAAUGUGAAAUGUCAGAAUAAUAGUAGAGAGAAUGAUUUAUUUCAGCUUUUAUUUAUUUCAUCACAUUCCCAGUGGGUCAGAAGUUUACAUACACUCAAUUAGUGUUUGGUAGCAUUGCCUUUAAAUUGUUUAAACUUGGGUAAAAUAUUUCCGGUAGCCUUCCACAAGCUUCCCACAAUACGUUGGGUGAAUUUUGGCCCAUUCCUCCUGACAGAGCUAGUGUAACUGAGACAGGUUUGUAGGCCUCCUUGCUCGCAAACGCUUUUCAGUUCUGCUCACACAUUUUCUAUAGGAUUGAGGUCAGGGCUUUGUGAUGGCCACUCCAAUACCUUGACUUUGUUGUCCUUAAGCCAUUUUGCCACAACUUUGGAAGUAUGCUUGGGGUCAUUGUCCAUUUGGAAGACCCAUUUGUGACCAAGCUUUAACUUCCUGACUGAUGUCUUGAGAUGUUGCUUCAAUAUAUCCACAUCAUUUUCCUUCCUCAUGAUGCCAUCUAUUUUGUGAAGUGCACCAGUCCCUCCUGCAACAAAGCACCCCCACAGCAUGAUUCUGCCACCCCCGUGCUUCACGGUUGGGAUGGUGUUCUUCGGCUUGCAAGUAACCCCCUUUUUCCUCCAAACAUAACAAUGGUCAUUAUGGCCAAACAGUUCUAUUUUUGUUUCAUCAGACCAGAGGACAUUUCUCCAAAAAGUACGAUCUUUGUCCCCAUGUGCAGUUGCAAACCGUAGUCUGGCUUUUUUAUGGCGGUUUUGGAGCAUGGGCUUCUUCCUUGCUGAGCAGCCUUUCAGGUUAUGUCGAUAUAGGACUCGUUUUACUGUGGAUAUAGAUACUUUUGUACCUGUUUCCUCCAGCAUUUUCACAAGGUCCUUUGCUGUUGUUUUGGGAUUGAUUUGCACUUUUCGCACCAAAGUACGUUAAUCUCUAGGAGACAGAACGCGUCUCCUUCCUGAGCGGUAUGACGGCUGCGUGGUUCCAUGGUGUUUAUACUUGCAUACUAUUGUUUGUACAGAUGAACGUGGUACCUUCAGGCGUUUGGAUAAUUGCUCCCAAGGAUGAACCAGACUUGUGGAGGUCUACAAUUUUUUUCUGAGGUCUUGGCUGAUUUCUUUUGAUUUUCGCAUGAUGUCAAGCAAAGAGGCACUGAGUUUGAAAGUAAGCCUUGAAAUACAUCCACGUGUACACCUCCAAUUGACUCAAAUGAUGUCAAAAAAAAAAAAAAAAAAAAAGAAAUUAUGCUAUCAGAAGCUUCUAAAGCCUUGACAUACUUUUCUGGACUUUUCCAAGCUGUUUAAAGGCACAGUCAACUUAGUGUAUGUAAACUUUUGACACACUGGAAUUGUGAUACAGUGAAUUAUAAGUGAAAUAAUAUGUCUGUAAACAAUUGUUGGAAAAAUAACUUGUGUCAUGCACAAAGUAGAUGUCCUAACCGACUUGCCAAAACUAUAGUUUGUUAACAAGAAAUUUGUGGAGUGGUUGAAAAACAAGUUUUAAUGACUCCAACCUAAGUGUAUGUAAACUUCUGACUUCAACUGUAUGUGUUGUUUUUUUGCUCUAAUGUACGAGUGUCUACCUUCCAUUUGUAAUCGAACAUUACAGAAGUAUUGUCUCUAGACUCUAUUAAACCUCUUGUGUUUGGUUAGCCUCCCACUUCCUUUAUACAGAAGCAUUAAGGAUGUGUUUGUGUUUGCUCAGCCAUUCGAUCCUUACCAUUGAUUACUAGGCAUCCAGAUUAGUGCCCUAACAGCCUCGUACUGUGUUUUUGGGAGUGUGUGUGUGUUUGUGUUUGUGUUUGUGUGUGUGAGGCCCAGACUGAGUGGGAUUUUACAACUGAAGCUGUUCACUGUCAGAAUAUCAGUACCACGCUUACAUCUGUUACCCUGAAAGAUACCUGCCUGCCCAUAGCUCUAAAUUAGUUAUGAUAUCUCUCUCUCUCUCUCUCUCUCUCUCUCUCCAGGCCUACGGCUGGCGGAGCAGCUGGCUCGGCGUGAGGAUGAGGCUAAGAUCCGCCAUCGUCUGGGGCUGUCUCUGUGGGCCAGUGGGAACCUGGAGGAGGCCCAGCACCAGGUACGCAUCUGACAUUAACCUCUCCUCAAACACAACAUACACAUUACACAGGUUACCUAUCUGCAUGUGUGUAGAGAGAGACAUUGGAUGGGAAGGGAGGAUUUACAUUUUAUUCACCCUCUUAUCCAGAGCGACUUACAGUUAGUGCAUUCAUCUUGAGAUAGCUAGGUGGGACAACCACAUAUCUCAGUCAUAGUAGGUAAAAAUGUUCCUCAAUAAAGUAGCUAUCAGCAAAGUCAGUGCUAGUAAUGAAAAAGUAAAUAGUGACUGUUAGUUCACAAAGUCACGGGUGUUGUUGUUGUUUUUUUUUUUUGGGGGGGGGGGGGGGGGGGGGUGCUGUGGGAUUAUUUAAGAUACUCUUUGAAGAGGUAGGGUUUCAGAAGUUUUCGGAAGAUGGGCAGGCACUCUGAUGUCCUAGCAUUAGGUGGACGCUCGUUCCACCAUUGGGGUGCCAGGACAGAGAAGAGCUUUGACUGGGCUGAGCGGGAGCUGACCCAGUCCAAUGUACAGUUGAAGUCGGAGGUUUAUAUACACCUUAGCCAAAUACAUUUAAACUCAGUUUUUCACAAUUCCUGACAUUUAAUCCUAGUAAAAAUUCCCUGUUUUAGGUCAGUUAGGAUCACCACUUUAUUUUAAGAAUGUGAAAUGUCAGAAUAAUAGUAGAGAGAAUGAUUUAUUUCAGCUUUUAUUUAUUUCAUCACAUUCCCAGUGGGUCAGAAGUUUACAUACACUCAAUUAGUAUUUGGUAGCAUUGCCUUUAAAUUGUUUAACUUGGGUCAAACGUUUCGGGUAGCCUUCCACAAGCUUCCCACAAUACGUUUGGUGAAUUUUGGCCCAUUCCUCCUGACAGAGCUGGUGUAACUGAGUCAGGUUUGUAGGUCUCCUUGCUCGCACACGCUUUUUCGAUGGUCAAUAUGGCCAAACAGUUCUAUUUUUGUUUCAUCAGACCAGAGAACAUUUCUCCAAAAAGUACGAUCUUUGUCCCCAUGUGCAGUUGCAAACCGUAGUCUGGCUUUUUUAUGGCGGUUUUGGAGCAUGGGCUUCUUCCUUGCUGAGCAGCCUUUCAGGUUAUGUCGAUAUAGGACUCGUUUUACUGUGGAUAUAGAUACUUUUGUACCUGUUUCCUCCAGCAUUUUCACAAGGUCCUUUGCUGUUGUUUUGGGAUUGAUUUGCACUUUUCGCACCAAAGUACGUUAAUCUCUAGGAGACAGAACGCCUCUCCUUCCUGAGCGGUAUGAUGGCUGCAUGGUCCCAUGGUGUUUAUACUUGCGUACUAGUGUUUGUACAGAUGAACGUGGUACCUUCAGGCAUUUGGAAAUGCUCCCAAGGAUGAACCAGACUUGUGGAGUUCUACAACGUUUUUUCGGAGGUCUUGGCUGAUUUCUUUUGAUUUUCCCAUGAUGUCAAACAAAGAGGCACUGAGUUUGAAGGUAGGCCUUGAAGUACAUUGUCACGAUCGUCUAGGAGUGAAGGAGACCAAAGCGCAGCGUGUUGAGCGAACAUCGUAGACUUUAUUAUUAAAGAAACCACGAUAAAAACAAUAAACCACGAUCAUGAAGUCCUCAGUGACACGACUGAAACGGAAACAAUAACCCACAAUGCCCACAGGAAAACAUGCAGUAUAAAUAUGGCUCCCAAUCAGAGAUAACGAGCCGACAGCUGACACUCGUUACCACUGAUUGGGAGUCACUCAACCAAACACAGAAACAACCAAUAACCACCCAACCAACCCAAACACAACAAUACUUAACACACUCUGGCUAAAAUACCAAGUCCCGGAACCAGAGCGUGACAGUACCCCCCCCUAAAGGCGCGGACUGCGACCGCGCCUCAAAACCCCAAAUAGGGGAGGGCUGGGUGGGUGUUGCUCCUCGGAGGCGGCUCCGGCUCCGGGCUUGACCACCACCCUACAUAACUCCCCCCGUAAUGGCCCCGGUCCAAUCCAACCCAGCUGGCUGGAUCCACACUGAUGACGCGCACCCCUAGCUUGGCGCGUGAGACAGGGAUGGACCGGACCUGGCCGACGAUACGCACCCUCGGCUUGGUACGUGGAGCCGGAACGGACCUCCUCAGGUUGACGACUCGCCUCCCUGGCUUGGUGCGAGUAGCAGGAAUAGUCCGAGUUGGGCCGACGACGCACACCGUAGUCUUGGUGCGUAGAGCAGAGACAGGCCGGGCUGGGCUGGCGACGCACCCCGUAGGCCUGGCGCGGGGCGCAGGAACAGGCCGGGCUGGGCUGGCGAAACGCACCACAGACUUGGUGCGGGGCGCAGGAACAGGCCGAGCUGGGCUGGCGACGCACCCCGUAGGCUCGGUGCGUUGAGCAGGGACAGGCCGGGCUGGGCUGGCGAAACGCACCGUAGGUUCAAUGCGAGGAACAGGAACAGACAGAACCGCACUGGGGACACACACCCCUGGCCCUACACGGGGAUCAGGAACGGGCCGGACCGGACUGGAAACACCCCCCAGUACCUCUCGCCGUGCCUCCACACUUUCCAUCCCCUUCGUAACCAGUGGCCCCCUUAAACUGGCGGCCAUAUCUGCCAACCUCUUGCACUCCUCCGGGCCGUACACCUUCUGCCCCGACGUCGUGAGCCCCCCCCUAAAAAUUUUCUGGGGGUCUCUCCUCUCGUUAUCCAACUGCUGCUUGGUCUCGUUGUGGUGGGUUUUUCUGUCACGGGCGCCAAUGAGUGAAGGAGACCAAAGCGCAGCGUGUUGAGCGAACAUCGUAGACUUUAUUAUUAAAGAAACCACGAUAAAAACAAUAAACCACGAUCAUGAAGUCCUCAGUGACACGACUGAAACGGAAACAAUAACCCACAAUGCCCACAGGAAAACAUGCAGUAUAAAUAUGGCUCCCAAUCAGAGAUAACGAGCCGACAGCUGACACUCGUUACCACUGAUUGGGAGUCACUCAACCAAACACAGAAACAACCAAUAACCACCCAACCAACCCAAACACAACAAUACUUAACACACUCUGGCUAAAAUACCAAGUCCCGGAACCAGAGCGUGACAUACAUCCACAGGUACACCUCCAAUUGACUCAAAUGAUGUCAAUUAGCCUAUCAGAAGCUUCUAAAGCCAUGACAUCAUUUUCUGGAAUUUUCCAAGCUGUUCAAAGUCACAGUCAACUUAGUGUAUGUACAUUUCUGACCCUCUUGAAUUGUGAUACAGUGAAUUAUAAGUGAAAUAAUCUGUCUGUAAACAAUUGUUUGAAAAAUUACUUGUGUCAUGCACAAAGUAGAUGUCCUAACCGACUAGCCAAAACUAUAGUUUGUUAACAAGCAAUUUGUGGAGUGGUUGAAAAACUAGUUUUAAUGAGUCCAAACUAAGUGUAUGUAAAAUUCCAACUUCAACUGUAUCUCUCUCUCUCUUUCUUUCUCUAUUUCAAUUCAAUUUAAAGGGGCUUUAUUGGCAUGGGAAAUGUGUUUACAUUGUCAAUGCAUGUGAAAUAAACAACAGUGAGAAGACACAAAACAACAUCAACACAAAACUCUUAGAAUUUAACAGUAAAUAUUGCAUUCAAAAAGGUUGAAAAAAGAUUUUAAAGUGUUAUACAGUGAGGGAAAAAAGUAUUUGAUCCCCUGCUGAUUUUGUACGUUUGCCCACUGACAAAGACAUGAUCAGUCUAUAAUUUUAAUGGUAGGUUUAUUUGAACAGUGAGAGACAGAAUAACAACAAAAAAAUCCAGAAAAACGCAUGUCAAAAAUGUUAUAAAUUGAUUUGCAUUUUAAUGAGGGAAAUAAGUAUUUGACCCCUCUGCAAAACAUGACUUAGUACUUGGUGGCAAAACCCCUGUUGGCAUCACAGAGGUCAGACGUUUCUUGUAGUUGGCCACCAGGUUUGCACACAUCUCAGGAGGGAUUUUGUCCCACUCCUCUUUGCAGAUCUUCUCCAAAUCAUUAAGGUUUCGAGGCUGACGUUUGGCAACUCGAACCUUCAACUCCCUCCACAGAUUUUCUAUGGGAUUAAGGUCUGGAGACUGGCUAGGCCACUUCAGGACCUUAAUGUGCUUCUUCUUGAGCCACUCCUUUGUUGCCUUGGCCUUGUGUUUUGGGUCAUUGUCAUGCUGGAAUACCCAUCCACAACCCAUUUACAAUGCCCUGGCUGAGGGAAGGAGGUUCUCACCCAAGAUUUGACAGUACAUGGCCCCGUCCAUCGUCCCUUUGAUGCGGUGAAGUUGUCCUGUCCCCUUAACAGAAAAACACCCCCAAAGCAUAAUGUUUCCACCUCCAUGUUUGACAGUGGAGAUGGUGUUCUUGGGGUCAUAGGCAGCAUUCCUCCUCCUCCAAACACGGCGAGUUUAGUUGAUGCCAAAGAGCUCAAUUUUGGUCUCAUCUGACCACAACACUUUCACCCAGUUCUCCUCUGAAUCAUUCAGAUGUUCAUUGGCAAACUUCAGACGGGCCUUUAUAUGUGCUUUCUUGAGCAGGGGGACCUUGAGGGCGCUGCAGGAUUUCAGUCCUUCACGGCGUAGUGUGUUACCAAUUGUUUUCUUGGUGACUAUGGUCCCAGCUGCCUUGGGAUCAUUGACAAGAUCCUCCCGUGUAUUUCUGGGCUGAUUCCUCACCGUUCUCAUGAUCAUUGCAACUCCACGAGGUGAUUUCUUGCAUGGAGCCCCAGGCCGAGGGAGAUUGACAGUUAUUUUGUGUUUCUUCCAUUUGCGAAUAAUCGCACCAACUGUUGUCACCUUCUCACCAAGCUGCUUGGCGAUGGUCUUGUAGCCCAUUCCAGCCUUGUGUAGGUCUACAAUCUUGUCCCUGACAUCCUUGGAGAGCUCUCUGGUCUUGGCCAUGGUGGAGAGUUUGGAAUCUGAUUGAUUGAUUGCUUCUGUGGACAGGUGUCUUUUAUACAGGUAACAAGCUGAUAUUAGGAGCACUCCCUUUAAGAGUGUGCUCCUAAUCUCAGCUCGUUACCUGUAUAAAAGACACCUGGGAGCCAGAAAUCUUUCUAAUUGAGAGGGGGUCAAAUACUUAUUUCCCUCAUUAAAAUGCAAAUCAAUUUAUAACAUUUAAUACAUGCGUUUUUAUAGGUUUUUUUGUUGUUAUUCAGUCUCUCACUGUUCAAAUAAACCUACCAUUAAAAUUAUAGACUGAUCAUGUCUUUGUCAGUGGGCAAACGUACAAAAUCAGCAGGGGAUCAAAUACUUUUUUCCCUCACUGUAUUAUCAGCUAUGUACAGUGUUCUCUCUCUCUCUCGCUCUCUCUCUCUCUAACAUCUCUAUUACAAUGACCUUAUCCCCAUACCCCUCAGGCUUAACAGUCAAACAGAUGUUAUAGUCCCCUGUAGCUCAGUUGGUAGAGCAUGGCCCUUGCAACGCCAGGGUUGUGGGUUCGUUUCCCACGGGGGGCCAGUAUGAAAAUGUAUGCACUCACUAACUGUAAGUCGCUCUGGAUAAGAGUGUCUGCUAAAUGACUAAAAUGUAAUGUUAGCCCAAGCAACACUAUUUUGUCAUUUCACACCCAAGUUCUUUCCCAGGCAAUUCAGUAAUGUUUGGGAUAUUUCCUCCAGUCAGUGUAGCUCUCAGGGUGGGUUGUUGUUGGGAAAGGAAAGGAAAGGACAUACUGUAGUUGUCCUCAGAGUAUAGAUGAGAUGAUUAUUCAUGAGGAAGCAGGGAGGGCUUUACUGCUGGUGGUAAAGCUAUAUGACCUUGGUAAAUAGCCUGACCCACUUCAGGGCUGAUUUACAUAGCCAACUAUGUCCCACUAUGCAAUAUUACUGCACUUAAUAUUCAUACAGCAUCCGUACUGUUGGAAUGAGACGAUUUGACCUCAUGUUCACCGUUCUCCACGUUUAAACCUAAUUGUGUUUUAACACCCUCACUCUGAUCCGCCGUGUCCUCUGUGGGAGAGAGAUUUGACCUGCCCACAGUUCAAUCAGAUUUGUGAUGAAUACAUGGUUUCAUAUUGUGACAUGGGAUUAAUAGAUGAAUGUUAAGUGGAAUGUAAUGGGUUUAAAGUUUUACUGCUCAUAACUUCUAUCAGAGAGGGUGAACGUAGAACUGGGGAAAAGACAUGAUGAGAGUCGUAUCAGGCAUCGUGAUGGGGAUUACAUGUACAACUGUCAUAGUGUGAAAAUGUCAAAUAAAAGGAAUGGUAAUCAUGGGUUAUAUCGGGUGCAUAAAUGCCCAUAUAAAUGUCCUAGACCCCUAUUUUGAUAUUAGCUGUACAGCAUCUAGGCAGGACAUUGGGAUUGUUUUCUUUUAAUCUGUGAAGGGUGAGGUUGGGCCAGGGGGGAAGGCGGUGUGAAAAAUGAGUUUUAAUCUUAAAAGGAUGUCUGUGUGCCCAAAAGAUUGAAGUAGCUUUGCAGCAAUCAGCCUGCAGCCCUAUCAGCAGAAUCAGCCAGCCCAGACUGGACUUCCAGCUCUAAUGUUGCACAACCACACUCUGCUCUCCCACUGCUCUCUCUCUCAUUCUCUCUCAAUAUCGUCUGACAUACUUUAGUGGCCUGGAUCGCUGUAACCAACCCCCCCCCCACCCCACACACACACACUCACACACACACACACACACACACACACACACACACACACUCACCUUCCAUGUGCCAGUCCCAGGGCAGCAGCUAUCUGAAUGUUUGGUGUGCAUAGUUCAAUCUCACUUCUGGCCUCAUACAGACUGGCUGUGGAGGUGGAACAUUCUCAGUCUUCUUGAAGGCAUGCCAACAGAAGAGGAAUAGGGAACCAAUAACAACUCCCAUGAAUCAGCACUCCUGACUGGCCUGGCCUGGCAGCUCAGCCUCCGCCCACACUCUGUCUACCCUCCCACCUCUUUCUAUCCCUCUUCUUCUCCCUCUCCAGCCUGAUGUUAGCGUCUGACACUGAACAGAGAAAAGAUGUGUGGAGCAGGGAAUGCUUUGUUUCUGUGGACACACUGUUUCCCUAGAAGACAAUGUGUGCCCAGGCGAUGAAUUAGCAUCUGAGUGCCCUCUCUCUUGUCUGGACCAGAUGAGAUGAGAGGGGAGGAUAGCUGUGGAGCUGUAUCCAUCAGGCCCAAUAUCAUAGAUCCAUGAUUUGGACUGGCUCUGAACACCUGAGUUGCCUGAUUCAGCUACAGACUUCCAGGAGUCUGCUACAAACAUUAGACGCGUCUAUUUGUCGUAGAUCCACCCAUAACAGCCACAGGCCUGUGCUAUGGACGGAGGCUGAGUUAGAGUGCCGUUUGUGAAACCAGGAGACAUUCCAAAAUGGUUGUUUCCACCAAAAUGUCUCUAAAGUCCGAAACGGUUUGAGCUACAGACUAUUAUGACCCCACCAUGGAAAGACUCUCACGAACAUACACGUGUUGUCUGUUUUGCUUUUACGACGCUUACAUGCCGCAGGACUCGUUAGAAUGUAAGGGGUUUACUUCAAAGGAGAUCAUACAGAAAUAUUGCAUUGUGAUGGUUCCUCAUGUUUACCUGAGCUGUCUUAUAUCUCUCAUACAGACUUCAUAACACUUACAGACAGAUCACAGACAUGAAUAUAUGACAAUGGGUCAUGUUUUAUGAAUAUUAGAGUACAUUUCACUCAUUUCUGCCCAUGAAAUAAUGUCUGUAAUACUGUAAUACAUUCACAUAGUUACUGUCACAAACUCCACAUAGUUGUCACUGACUAGUUUUCUGUACUUACAGGAUUCUUAAACAUUCAUUUUUUAUCAGGUUAUUGUUUGGCACACCUCAUUUUUGUAGUGACAUUAGUCAAUAAAACUCAUGAAUGUAACUUUUUAUGUCAAAUAGUUUUUCAUUUUACAGUAAAGCACUUCAAUGUGAGACUAAAUAUGAGGGCUUGCCAAGGAGAUACUUGAAAUGAGUGACAAAACCAGACUGAUUUGGCUUGGGACUGAUCAGGUUAAGAGGGAGAGGGGUAGCAGUGCAGAUAUCAAACAUAAUUUACACUGAAGAGGGCUGCUGCCAUCUAGUGGCUUCACCCUACUUCUGCAAGUCUCUGAGAGCUCUACAGCGAACAGGGAUAUGGAUGUAUCUGAUGGUUUUCUGUGUGGUUGUGUUAUUUGUCCUAUAGCUCUACCGAGCAUCUGCACUGUUUGAGACCAUUCGUCACGAGGCCCAGCACAGCACCGACUACAAACUGUCUCUGUUUGACCUGCAGACCUCCUCCUAUCAGGCACUCCAGAGGGUCCUCGUCAGCCUAGGUUUUCUCACACUUUACACUAUCUUUGUCCAUUGCUCACCUCUCUUUUUGAUUGCUCUUCUGCUCUAUUUCCAUCUUUAUUUGUGUCUUCUGUAAAAAAAAAUCCACCACUCCAUAAUGAACUUAAAAAACCCAAUGUUGACCAUUGACCUUCUUCCGGCCAGGCCACCAUGACGAGGCGUUGGCGGUGGCAGAGCGGGGUCGGACACGAGCAUUUGCUGACCUGCUGGUGGAGAGGCAGACAGGCCAGAAGGACUCAGACCCCUACACCCCAGUCACAGUGGAGCACAUCCUGGACACGGUGAACAGCCAGAGGGCCCUGGUGCUCUACUUCUCCAUGGCUGCUGGGUACCUGUACAGCUGGCUGCUGGCUCCAGGAGCAGGUAAGACCUGGGGGAGAGGGAGGCGUAGGUCAACUAACUCAGUUCCUCUGUGUGCUGAUACAAUGAGCUAUAAGGGUAAAGGGACUAUAAAUCUGUACAAAUCUAUUAUGCCACAUUAUACAACACAUUAUACAGACACAAAACACACACAUACACACUCACUCAAACAGUGAAUUUCAUCAUGAUUGUGCUUUGUUUAGCUGAGAGUCCUGGAAGGCAUGUCUUGUGUUCAGAGGCGGGCGAGGGUAAGAAAGCCCUCUUUAACAGAAGGCGGCAGCGCCACCUGCCACUCCACUGCUGGCAGUGCCACCCCGCCUGGCCUCUCACCCCCCAGGGCACCUGCCAAUGAACCAUGGUAACCGAGAGUGACAAAGCCAAAGUGCACUUGCACAAUCAACAUCCUCACAAACAAGUCAACAGGAAAACACACACACACAUACUCCUGUGCGUGCACACACAAACUCACACAAACAAGCGUUGUGCAUUAGUUUUGUGCUGUCUUUAGGAUUGAGUAGUGAGACUUCAUAGCCUCUCUCUCUCUCUCUGUUUCUCUCUCUCACCAAAGAGAAUAGAGGAGGCUCUGAAGCCCAGUUACUGCUCUGGCCUGACUGACAGCUCUUGCUGCCAUGGAGACUGCUAGUCCUUGCUUCUCUUUUAGCCCUACUGAAUGAAGGCUGUGUGUCUGACCCCCCUACCUGUAGUCAUAUAGAUGGGUGUAAUACUGCGGAGGGGAAUGAAAGGUUGAAAGAGCUGCCUCUUGCCUGAGGCUAAGAGAGGCCAACAGUCCUGUAAUUAGCCUUCUGCUCUGUCCCAGUCUCUCCCUGGCAUUCACUGGCAUACAGCUGGCAUACACACAGCACAGGGUCUGGGUAAAACAACCCUUAGUCAGUAAAGGGACUCCUCUAAUCAUUUAACUGGUGUGCAGCCUGUCUGCCAACUCACAGAUCUGAACACAUUCAAAGCCCAACUCAACCCCAGCACUCAGUAUCUACCACCACUACUGUGGUAGUACCCCCCUCCUCUCCCCUCCUCCCUCCCGCAACAUCUCAGCUCCCAUGGCACGGAGCAGAUGGCACAGGCAGCCACUCUUAUAUUUUAUUGAACAUUAUUUGUUUUAUUCAUUUUGCUCUGCAGAUGUGCAGAUCGUAGGUGUAGCGUAACUUACAGUUUUCAGUGUGAAAUCUCUACAUAUGCUCUCUUAUUGUUAACAUGUUUGUUGGGCUGUUUUAAAGUGAAGGCUACUAAACAGUUUUUAUUACACUUUCAUUAUAGUGUAAUAAGUCCAAUAGUGCUGUGUGCCUCAUGACAUAGUGUAGCAUAGUGCUAUUCCUUUGCACAUUGUGAUAUGACCAAUAUGUUUAGCUUGUUGACAGUAAUCUCCUUUUCUCUUUCUCUCUCUCCCCAGGCAUCCUGAAGUUCCAUCAGGUGUACUUGGGAGAGGGUGUGACAGAGGGCGGGCCAGACCUCCAUGAGGGUGGGGGAGGGGGUGUGGCCAGCGGCUCGUCUUUGGAGCAGCACAUUGCCAGUGCUCGGGAGGCCCUGGGAGUAGAGUCCUACUACAGCAGGUAACGCACAAACACACACACACACACACACACACACACACACACACACACACACACACACACACUCAGAGCCCAGAAUAAAUAUACCAUUCUAUAGGGUGGAGACAGGCUGAUGCUCAUAGAAGAAUACUGUGCUGUUCUGUAUGCUGUCUCAGGGAGUCAUUGUGCCCCUGUGGGUGGUGUGAUGACAGGACCUCGCUACCUGCUACUGCUCUCUGUCCCCACUGAGAACCAAUGAGACAGAAUAAUGGAUCUCUGGAUGCCCACUGAACUCACUUAACAAAUACUGUCUGGGACUGGGAGACAGGGAAAUACAGCAGACAGCUUACAGAGGGCUGAGGAGAGGAAGAAGAUGGAGCUGAAGAAAGGAGGAAGGCAGAGAUACAGGGGGAAAUGGAUGGAGUGAGAUAAAGGGGGAAAUGGAUGGAGUGAGAUACAGGGGGAAAUGGAUGGAGUGAGAUGCACGGGUGGGAGGAGACUUGUUAGAUAGACUAUGCAGAAUAUAAAGUGACUUUAAAAAAGGAACAGUUAAUGACAAAUUAAUUAAUUGAGCAAUCAAACUGCAGGUUUACUUUAGGUGACUACUUGUGUCAUUGAACUUCCAAGCAAAUGUCCCUAUCAUUAACCUACAUUUUGUAUGAGGGCACACGUUUCUCAAAUUAGGAUUUAGCCCAUAGUACCCAGCCUGUGUGCCCACUGCCAACCUCCACCCCCACCAGCCUGCCAUGCCCUCCUGCCCCAUUACUGAGUCAUUUACCGCUCCAAUGGGAGGCAGCACACAUGCCACUACGCCUGGCUGGCCACAAUAUGGCACCCCUUACCGCCCCAUUCACUCUCCACAGAGGAUAAAGAGAGGGAAACGAAGAAGGGGAGGGGGGUGUGAGGGGAAGAUAGUGGGAAGGAGAGAAACAGAGAGACAGAAAAGGGCAGCAUCCAUAUUUGGGAAGACUGUGUGUCCUCAGUCCUCAUCAAUAAAACCAGUCAACCAUAGAAUAUCUCUCUUUCCCCACUUCCCAUCUCCCCAUACCUUCUAAACUGUACAGUACUGUAUGUACCUCUCCCACCUACUAGCACACGUGUGAGUGCAGCCGCUGUGUGUUAGAGAGAUGUGGACAGAGAGGGACCUCAUGGGAAGGGAUCUCAGAGAAAGGCUUAGUGGAGAGGAAAAUUAGACAGAAAGAGAGAGGGAGAGAUUUUAGAUGAGAGCAACAGUUCACAUGGUUUAACUUGGUACCGUUGAGAGCAGUGAGCUGACAGAGGAAGAUGGAGGGGAGUUUGGAUGAGAUGUGGGGGUAAAAGAGGGGGCAGGGAUGGAGGGAUGGAUAGAUAGAGGGGUGUGUAUGGGGAGAGGAGGGGUGUAGAUAUAGAGGGGGUAGAGGAUAGAAGAACAGAACAGACUCCCUGCUGGGCGCUGUCUGAAUCACCAUUAGCAGCAUAUGAAAGAGAGGAUUUAACUCUGCUUCCUGUUAGGGCCCUUCCUGGACCAUGCCUGGGAAACUGGGUUGGACGGGUGUGUGUGUGUGUGUGUGUGUGUGUGUGUGUGUGUGUGUGUGAAUAAGAGUGUGUGUGCAUGCAGUCUGUAUGUCUAACGGUAUAAUCUCUCUCUCUCCCCCUCACUCACUCCUUCUCCUCCCCCCUUCCUUCCUCUCUCUCUCUCUCUCUCUCUCUCUCUCUCUCCUCUCCUCCUCUCUCUCUCUCUCCUCUCUCUCUCUCUCUCUCUCUCUCUCUCUCCUCUCUCUCUCUCUCUCUCUCUCUCUCUCUCUCUCUCUCUCUCCCUCCCUCAGGGGUUGUUCCAGCAGUGAGACAGAGAGUGAGGCAGGGGACCUGUUGGACCAGCAGUUUGAGGAGCUCAACAACAAACUCAACUCUGUGACUGACCCCACUGGCUUCCUCCGCAUGGUGUCCAGAAACAAUCUCUUCAACAGGUGAGACAGACACUGUGUGAUACACUGGCCUACAGGAGCAGUUAGUUAGAGCCUUUAUCAUUCAUCUCCAAUUCCCCCACAUUCCCAUAAUAAGAAAGCUAUCUGAUGAGAGAGAGGAUCCGGAAUUCAUUUGAAAAUUAGCUUUCUGUGAAAAUAGUAUUUUCUCCUUUGUUUAGCCAUCGCAGAGGCAUGUGAAUCCUCUUUAUUAAACUGGCUGAGCAGAGCAGAGCUGGAAAAGCCCUUAUCAGCUCCCUGCCUCCAUUAGACUAUUAAGAGUGUGUGUUAAUGUGUGUGCUGUAUGCAAGUGUGAGUCUAUCUGUUUUUGGAGCCCAGUUGUACAUAUUUCUGUGAGUGUGAUUUUACGAUGGUAUAUAUACUGAGUGUGUCUGUGUUAGUAUCACUUUGUCAUUCAGUGCAUGUGUUUACACUGUACCGAUUGGCAAUAUGUGUCUGUGUGUUUAAGUGUGUGUGUGUGUGUUUAAGUGUGCGUGCGUGUGUGUGUGUGUCUGGGUCGUAUUUCCCUGUCCUCGUCUCCAGUUGAGCUCCUCUUUGAUGAGAGGGUAAUUCCUGCUGUAAUUGCGUCUCCAUGCUCAUUAAGCCCCUUUAAUGGGUUGCCAGUAAUAAUCUGCUCAUUCUUCUGGGGCCCAAAAACUAUCUGAAUCAUAAAGCCCCUUGUGCUUAAGAGCCACUCAUCAAUCUCACUAAAGCAGAGUAAAAUGAAUAAAGGCUCAUUGUCAUUUCAAGCCAUACAUUUUGGGGUUUUGAUAUUAAAAUAAAAUAUGUGACUUUCUUUUAUUUUAUUCCUCAUCAACAUUCUCCGUAGUCCCUUUGCUGUCUGAGUUGAAGAUUGUUGAUGUGAGAGAGAAACAUUAUUCUCUUAACUACUUUUAAUUCAGAGAAUAUAUUUUAUUAGAAGAAACAAAUACAUUACAAAAAAUUAUAUAUCAACAAUAGAACGAAGAACAAGUUAAAAGAAAGAUUGUAUAGUUUGUGCCAAAGUGUCUAAAUGUCUGACAUUAUCUUUGACCUCAUCUAUCUUUAGAGAGAGCUACUAAAGUGAAUCUAUAAAGGAGCUAGCUAAUUUGAUAGGUUAAAAGUCACCUCAUCUGUAAUCUUGGAAACCCAGAAUUAAAAUCUUGCGUAAUUGAGUCAGAUGCUUGAUUAAGUUCUGAGGUCAGAAACGAUACUAGAACGAGGAGCGGCAAUAGGGCGGUAGCUCCACCCCCCUUCCUUUGCAAGUUACGGGCAAGUCUAUGUGCCAAAUGUCCCCUCCCCUUACAAUAUUCAAAAGAUGCGAAUUUGUCCAAAUGAUCAGUGAUCAAAAGUUCCUUGUUAGUUGUCGCGUCCCACAGUCUGUUGACAGAUGCUACGAUACCAGUUAUGUUAUGUUCAUCUGUCCAUGGGAGAUUACCUCAUGUGUAAUCUCGCUUUAUAAGGACUAACAGAGCUCUUCUCUCAGAUGUUCGUAGACAUUGUAUAGAGGUUAAGGAGAACUCUAUUGAAGAGCUCAAUAAACGUAUAAACACACAGACAGGACCGUCAGGGUGGCCACUCUAGGUGGCUAUCGGCUUGUUUGGUGCAAUAGAAUUAGAUGACUGAAUCCAUUGGGAGAGUUGGAUCCUAGUGAAGAGUUGGUAGCCGACAUAUCCACCUUUGUCCAACUGUCUCUUCCUGUCUGUCUCUCUCAUUGACAGGCAUUCCAUUUAACCUGCACCCAGAUAAAAGAGCCAAGGAACAGAUACUUAACCUCCAAGCCUUCUUCUUCUAGCCUUUUAUUCUCACCAUUCCUGAGAAUUGGUUAAAGAAAAUUGGUCAACCCUUCUCUCUUUUUUAUCCCUCUGCACUCUGUACCUUUUCUUCACACGACCCUCAUUUCCUCUCACACUCCUCCUGUUAGGCUAACAAACGCCUGUUGGCUUUCCCUCUGAGGCCUGUGCCAGGGCCUGGGAGAAAGAGACUGGAGAGAGCUAGGGAGCUGGAGGAGAGCCAGUUGCUUGGGGGUACCAGAAGGGCAGGAUGGAGGGAGGGGGUCGGGGGGGAGAGACUGGCUGUAGCAGUGUGCCCGGUUGGGCCUGGUCCUGGCUGUGUGUAAACAAAGUGGAAGGCUUAUCAGUCCACGGCGGCCAUUACCACAGCUCUCAGCGUGCCACACAGUGCACCUCUGCCCAAGCAGGGAGCCAUCACUCUCUCUUCAUCACACAGCACACAUAGCAUUUGUAUUCAGCAGUACUGCUAAUGUUGAGCAGCAGUGUCUUAUUAAUGUCUAGUUCAGAACCAGGCAUGGGGAUCCUGCAACACAAAACACUGGCGCACCUAUUCAAUAGUGAACAGAACAAAAUGAUCAUUCAUACUACAGUAUUAUUUGCAGUAUAGCACACAUACAUUAAGUAGAUCAUUGGAUAUCCUCCACCGUAAGCGGAGAGGUUGUAGUGUUUCUUUAGGUUCAUGUCAGGUAACUGGGUGGAUAGUUGGGGAGAGGCGCAGGAGAGGUGUCACUUUCUCUCUCUCUCUCCCUCUCCAGCAGUGAGUCUAUCAGUGGUCAGAGGUCUCACGCUACUCUCCCCUCCACAGUUCUACAGUCCCACAUCGCCAUCUAGUGGACAUUUAUAUUAUCUCAAAAGCAAAAAUGAUUAUUAUUGUCUCAGAACAGAAAAUAUAACUAUUCAUUCUUCCAUUGAGACUUAGAACUGGAUCUGAGGUGGACUCUCUAGUCCAGGUCUGAGGGAGCAGUAUGAAGGGUAGAAAGAGGAAGAGAGAGACAGGCCAUUAGGAGUCAAUGUGCUGUGCAGUAUCACUCCCUCCAUGACAUGCUGCAGUACAGUGUGCCAUUAAUACAUUGCCCACAAGAACUGCUGCUGUGGCUGACUCUGCUGCAUCUCACCAGAGGGCACUUCUGAUGCAGCACUCUGCGGCAGGUUGGCUGGCUCUAGGCACAGUUCCUCAACCGGAAAGACCAUUAGUAUUGUGUGUGUGUGUGUGUGUGUGUAUUUUUAUUUUUUAUUUUUUUAUUUUUUGGUCAUUUAGCAGACGCUCUUAUCCAGAGCGACUUACAGGAGCAAUUAGGGUUAAGUGCCUUGCUCAAGGGCACAUCGACAGAUUUUUCACCUAGUCGGCUCGGGGAUUAGAACCAGCGACCUUUCGGUUACUGGCACAACGCUCUUAACCACUAAGCUACCUGCCGCCCCACUGCCGUGUAUGUCUGUGUGUGUGUGCACCCGGUUAGCUGCCUAACACCGCUAUGCCGUAUGUGCCAGUGUGAAUAGCUGUAAUGACCACUUCUCUAUCCAAACAGUUUAGAGUGCUGUUCUUUAUGAAAUGAGAACUAUUGUGUUUGUGUGUUUUGCAGGAGCUGCCAGAGUAUGACCAGCCUGUUCAGUAACACCAUGUCCCCAGCCAAAGAUGGCUGCUCCUCUCUGCCCCGCCGACCCAGCAGCCUCAGCAAACCUCCUCUCCGUGCCCUCUACGACCUGCUCAUCGCACCCAUGGAAGGGGUGAGCAUAUGUUCCCAUGACCAGUUUGUGUGUUUGUGUGCGUGUGUAUUUGAGAGGGGCGGGGGGAGAGAGAGAGAAAGUGUUUAUACUAUAUUAAUUACAAUAUUAAUACCACUCAUCGCUCCCUGUCCAGGGCCUGAUGCACUCCAGUGGUCCUGUGGGCAGACACAGACAGCUGGUGUUGGUGUUGGAGGGGGAGUUGUACCUCAUCCCCUUUGCCCUGCUGAAGGGUAGCUCCUCUAAUGAGUACCUGUAUGAACGCUUCAGCCUCAUCGCUGUGCCCUCCAUCCGGGGCCUGGGGACCAGCUCCAAGGUCAGCAUCCUAGUCAAAUGACAGAAUGGCUAUUAUUUUAAUGACAUACCUUAUUUUAUUGCUGUUACUACCACUGUCAAGCUCCUGUUACAUUCUAUCAUUGUCAUCAUUGGCCUCUCUCAAUGUGUCCUCAGAGUCAUUCUCGUCGGGCGGGGCCGGCUUCCUGUGGGGGCGUGUCCAUGGCGGCGGUGGUGGGAAACCCUCGUCUGCCGUCGUCAGUGAUGGACCGCUGGCUAUGGGGGCCCAUGCCCUCGGCCGAGGAGGAGGCCCUCAUGGUGUCUGAGUUGCUGGGCUGCCAGCCCCUGGCUGGAUCCUCUGCCACCAAGGAGAGGGUGAUGAGUGCCCUCACCCAGGCCGAGUGUGCCCACUUCGCUACACACAUCUCAUGGAAGCUGGCCGCCUUGGUUCUCACACCCAACCCAGAGAGCAUACCCGGCGGGGCAGGGGCAGGGGCAGGGGUGGGGACUGGAGGGAGAGGGGUAGGGGGAGGGAGGAGAGGCAGCGGCGGCAGGGGCAGGAAGGGCUCGUUUGGCUGCAGCUACACCAUCCCAGAGAGCCUGCGCCUGCAAGAUGAUGGGAGCGACGUGGAGAGCAUCUGUGACAGCCCUCCCCUGCAGGAGUUCCUGCUCACAGCUGCUGACAUACUUGACCUGAGGCUGCCUGUCAAACUGGUGGUGCUGGGGUGAGUGGGCCAGGAGAGGGGAGGCUUGCCUAAUGUGGGACACAUAUUAGUUCAAGUGGGGCUGGAGAGGGGGGAACCUGGUUCUAUUGCAAAAUGUUCACUGUCUGUUAUCCACUGAUAGUUAUUUAGUUAUGCUGUGGUAGUUAAAGCUGUAGUCGACAGAGCAGUAGUCUAGUAUUUCUGAUAGAGGGUUAUGUAACCAUGUGUUGGUGGUGUGUGUGUGUAUCUUAUCUACAGGUCAUACCAGGAGUCCAGCAGUAAGGUGACAGCAGACGGUGUGGUAGGUCUGACCAGGGCCUUCCUGGCUGCUGGGGCCCAGUGUGUCCUGGUGUCUCUGUGGCCUGUUCCUGUCUCAGCCUCCAAAGUGUUCGUCCAUGCGUUCUACACCGCCCUGCUCAACGGGACCAAGGCCAGCGCUGCCCUCGCAGACGCCAUGAAGACUGUCCAGAACAGCAAGCAGUACUCCCACCCCUCCAACUGGGCAGGUUAGACACAUUCUACUUCCACACACUCAGAUUGGCUUGGUUUGUCAACUCCAACUGAGUAGAUCCCAGUUCACCCAUUCUCCCAAGUGUGUUAUAAGUACUUUCUGUUCACCCAACUGGACUCUCACCGUCUGUAUCUCUCUCUUCCUCUCCUUCCUAUUGAUCUUGUGGGUGUGUUUGUCCAGGCUACAUGCUGAUUGGUAAUGAUGUGAAGCUAAACAGCCCCUCGUCCCUGAUUGGCCAGGCUCUAGCAGAGAUCCUACAGUAUCCAGAGAGAGCACGGGAUGCUCUACGAGUCUUAUUGCACCUGGUGAGGGUCAAACACAUACACACACGCACACACACACACAAACACACACACUCUAACACUCCUCUAAAUCCCCCUGUCCCCACCAGGUGGAGAAGUCUCUCCAGAGGAUUCAGAAUGGCCAGCGUAACUCCAUGUACACCUCCCAGCAGAGUGUGGAGAACAAGGUGGGGGGCGUCCCAGGCUGGCAUGCCCUGCUGACCGCUGUGGGCUUCCGCCUGGACAUCCCUGCUGCUGUCUUCUUCCCCACAGCAGACCCUGGAGACAGGCUGCAGCAGUGUAGCACCACCCUGCAGUCAAUACUUGGUAGGCACUGGGCCUUGGCAGGAGGACAUGGAACUGGGGAUAGUACAGUCAGAUGGAGAACAGCGCCAUAACAAGAACCGAGCCUACAUCUCUAAGAAUGUUAUAUAUUUUUUAUUUUUACUUAUAUAUUUUUUACUUAACACUUAUUUUUCUUAAAAUGGCAUUGUUGGUUAAGGGCUUGUAAGUAAGCAUUUCACUGUAAGGUCUACAGCUGUUGUAUUCAUGUGACAAAUACAUUUUGAUUUGAUUUGAACCGGUAUCUGUGCGUUAGAGACCUCUCUAUACCACAAAGCUCAGAUUCAAACUCCCAUUCACCAGCUCUGCAAGCAUUAUAAUGUCAAAAUAUGUUAGUUGCUCAAUAAAACUCCAUAUUUGGUGAUAAACUAUCUUCAUUUACUCCCGCUAAGGCCAGUAUGUACUUCCAAAAAAGGUCUAAAUAAAAAUGUACAAGCAACUGAAACAAAUUCCUAUUCGGCACCUCCAAUGUAAAUCACUCAGGUCUACAACAGAUGAAUACAUUAGAGGUGCCGAAUAAGAUUUUCUUCAGUUGCUUCGACAUUUUUAUUUAGACCUUUUUUGGACAUACAUACCGGCCGUAACGGAAGUAAAUUAAGAUAGUUGCUCAACGAAACUCCAUAUUUAGUAAUAAACGAACGUAUUUUUUACAUUAUAACGCUUGCAGAGCUGGUGAAUGGGAGUUUGAAUCUAAGCUUUCUGGGUGUUAGAGAAGUCUCUAAUGUAGAGAUACUGGUUCAGUGUAGGCCUACUACUGAAUAUCAAAAGUUACAAUACUGCUUAUCAAGCAGCUUUGUGUGUUCUUUACCAGAUAGUAUAGCCUGUAUAUCCUCUUCUACUGAACGUAGGGUAUAUUAAAUGCAGCUUGUAUGAAUAAUGAACCAUCUGCUUGGCCGUGUCUCCCAGGUCUACCGCCCCCAGCUCUCCAAGCCCUGUGUAAACUCAUCACUGCCUCUGAGGCAGGCGAGCAGCUCAUCAACCGGGUAGGCCCCAGCAUCACAGCACCACGCUACUGCUCACCACUGGAGUGUAGUAUUUAACUCCAAAGAGUUAGAUAAACAUUGUAUAUUAUGAAAGAAAUCAUCUGAACCACUGGGGACUUACUUAACCACUUGGACCGUAAAGGCUGAAGGCAGAACAAAGCAUCAUUAUAUCAUCAGUUAACCCUGUUACAUGGGUUAGUUAGACCUUGACGCAAGGGCCGCCUGCAAAUCCCCCUCUUUAAUCUGCAUGCUGCAACCCAGCAGCCCAGUCAAAUCUCCACCACCACCACAAUCUCAGCUCUGAUUCUGAGUUCUCUUCCUCAUGAUGCCAGAGAGUUAACCCUGUCAUUCCCACUGAGGGUUUCCCAUGUCUACAUGUAGCAUGUGAUCUUCACAUGCUUAGAUUAAUAAUACGGUAGCCAGAAAGUGAUUUGGGGUUUUGUUUCCACAUUGGUGGCGACUAUAACAUUUGAAACACUCCAAGCAUGUAUGAUACAUGAGAUAUUCCUGACAUCACACUGCAUAGGCAACUAUGUAUGGUGAUUCAAUGUUUUUGUGUAAUAUGUGUGUAAUGUAUGACACACUACCCAACAGUGGUGUUUUUCUGUUUCCCUGUGUGCCCUUGGUGUCCCCAUUGGACCUGGUCUCCUCUGCUCUUUGUGAAUGGCCUGUCCUGUAUGCAUGCAUGCAUGAAACUAAAAGCCUCUUCUCUCUCUCCUGCCCCUGUCUCUAAACCUGCGGUCUGAAGGCUGUUAAAAAUAUGGUGGGAAUGGUAAGUGUGCUGUGACCUCCCCUCCCCAUGCACCCCUCUCCACCCCACCCCAUCCCUCUCCUUUUCACCGCUGCUUUAAACCACAUAGCACCACCAUCUUGCAUCAACUGUUUCAUUGAGUAAUAGAUCAACUGCAUGUGAAGUUGAAGCACAUUCUCAUAUCUCAUACUGUUCCAGUUACUGAGGUACAACCUCUAGGAGACCCCAGUUUAAAGUGUGCUGCAGUGGGAACAACAACCCACUGAUGGACUGCAGUAUUAUAAGUGUUCUUGGGUUUACAACCCUGGUUCACUCAAGGUCACACUGAUGUUUAUGGGCCGGUAGUCAGAGGGAUGAAAAUUCUAUGUAAAAACGACAGAGAUGAUGAAUAGAAAAGAGAUGGGGAAGAAGGCAUGUUAAUGAAGUGGUGACGUUAUGUCAGGUCAGUUUGACAAAGGUGUCUCUGUUCCAGGCUGAAUAAUCCCUAAACAGUGAGGGUGUGUGUCGCCUGGGGGGCACAGGUGGUUCCCUCCUAAUCUAAACCACCCUGAGCCACUUAGCCAUGCCCCACAGUAAAGGCACUGUAGUCCUGCUAGGCUAAAGAGCCAAUCCUCUGGGAACAAGGAUCAACUCCACACAGGGUCAAUGGGCAGAUGCAGAGUUACUAAGCCUGCCAGAAACUACAUCUCCCCUGCCACAACAAAGAUAGGCGUGGUGGAAGUCAUUUUAGGACACUGGUGUAUGGAGGAAAUCAGUUGGCUUGAGCACGACGAUCACACGUCAGUUUUGUUCUACUUCAUUGCUUAAAAAAGUAUCUCCACAACUCAGGUCCUUAAAAAGUGGUAUAUUUAAAGGUAUAUUUAGCUUCCUUUACUCCUGUCCCUCCAGCUCCACCAGGUGCUGGUCCAGCUGCAGACAGGGGAGAAGGAGCAGGACUUCUCUCUGCUGCCCAUCCAGGUGUCCAUCAGUGUGCAGCUCUGGAGACUGCCAGGCUGCCAUGAAUUCCUGGCUGCACUAGGUGAGAUAUUGAUAUCAAUAAAAUCAAUAUCCAAAUGAAUAUCAUUUCCUAAUUUGUCAGUAGUAGGAGUAGAGUGAAACACUACAAGUCAGCUGUAUGUGUGUUAAGCCGGUAGAGUAACUGUCCUGCCCUGUGUGUGUGCAGGGUUCGACCUGUGUGAGGUGGGGCAGGAGGAUGUGGUACUGAAGACGGGGAAGCAAGCCAACCGCCGCACCAUGCACUUUGCCCUCCAGUCCCUACUGGCACUAUUUGGUAAGUAUCGUAUUUGUAGAUACACAGUGAUUAAAAUUGAUUGAUACAGGAUAGGUUCAUGUCCACCCUUACAAUUUCGUCCCACUCUUCCCCCUCCUCCUCUCUAUCCCAGACUCCACAGAGCUGCCAAAGCGUCUCAGCCUGGACAGCUCGUCCUCCCUGGAGUCCCUGGCCUCGGCCCAGUAUGUCUCAAACCCCCUACCACUGGGCUACCCCAACCCACCCUUCUCCCCACCCUGCCUGGACAAUCUGGCCUCAGACGCCAUCUCCGUCUACAGCCUGAGCUCCGUGGCCUCCAACAUGAGCUUUGCGUCCAAGUCAGAGUGUGACUUCCUGGGCCAUCGACAGCGUGGUGGGGCCACAGCACACUUCUCCGCCCACAAACACCCACACGUUCCCCGCAGUCGCUCCUCUCCUCACGGGGUGGCUGCAGCAGCAGGAGGGGGCCGGGGAGAUGACGAGGAGUAUGAAGGCUUCUCCAUCAUCAGCAGUGAGCCUCUGGGAAGUCACUGUGACUCCCUGCCUCUACCUCCGGGUCACGGGCAGCGCCACCUCCACCGCGGGGGAAAGGGUGUUGUUGGGGGGUCCAACUCGGGCGCUGGGCGGGGUUACCAGGUCUCUGUGUCGUCACGAGGCAGUGUCAGCACCCCCACUUCCCCUGUCAAGACCAGCCUGAUUCCCAGCCCCAACUCUCCCUUCCAGAAGGUGCCGGGAAAGGUUAGCAGCUCAGACACAGGUGAGUCGGACCAGUCCAGCACUGAGACAGACAGCACCGUCAAAUCCCAGGAAGAGAAGACUGUCCCUCUGGAUCCCCAAGAGCUGGCCCAGAAGAUCUUGGAAGAGACCCAGAGCCACCUGCGGGCGGUGGGGAGUCUACAGCGGGCUGGGGCUGAGGGGGCUGCAGCUGGAGCCACAGCCAGGAACUCUGCCUUCCGCUCCUCAGAGACCAGCGCCUUCAGCCGUCCCAGUAGCAGCACCAGUGUCCGCGCCCAGUCCUCCCCACGACCAAAACCUCCAUCCCGCUCUUCCUCUCUGCAGAAGAUCAGCUCUGGUUACAACAGCCCUGCAGCCUCGGAGACCUCCCUAAAGGAUGGCAGUCACCCCUCCCCCACCCUGGACAGCCAUGCCCAGUUCAAGCUAAAAUACCCCAGCUCCCCCUAUAGUGGGCACAUCUCCCGCUCUCCCAGUAACGUGUCGCCCAGCUCUGGCCACCAGUCCCCAGCUGGCAGUGCCCCAUCCCCAGCUCUCUCCUACUCCUCCACGGGCUCUGCCUGCUCCAGCCCUGCCGAUGUCCCAGACCUGGACCGCCUCAGAAGGGGUGUUAUCGAUGAGAAGGUUGUGGCCAUCCACAACCUGAAGACAUUCUGGGCCAAUGCAGCGGCCCAGCAACAGCAGCAGCAUCUGGGUCCAGUCCGGGCUCUCCGUGGCACCCCAGGACCCCUAGUCUCUGCCAAGAGAGAUGUGCUGAGCCUUCUGAACCUCUCCCCACGACACUGCUCCCCCAGCGACGCCCAAGACAGCCUGGAGCUGCGGGAGCUGGGGCUGCACUCGCUGGACAGGGGCAGCAAGAACCCCUCCAACGGACACAACCCCAGAAAGGUGGCCCCCUCGCCCACUAUUUCCACUAGCAGUAGCCCUGGUGCUCGCUCUAUCAGACUACCUGCUGGAAAUGGAUACAAGUUCCUCUCCCCUGGCAGGUUUUUCCCCUCCUCCAAAUGCUGAGACACUUUAAAAAUGGUCCUAUUUCCUGUAUUUUGCCUACCACUUCCUAUCCUGUGUACUGGGGGAGUAGGACAUUUUCUGGAGGGUCACUAUUAGCCCACCGAACUUGAUUGACAAUGAAAAGGAUUUGAUCAGCCAAUGAGAGUGAUCCCUCAGAGGCUCAUGAAUGCUUAGAGUGUCUCGUCGUUGUGCCCAUAACACUGUAAAUGGCAAUGAGAAAGACUCAAAGACCUGAUACUGUGUUUGUGUGCAUGUGUGUCAGGUAGACUUCAAUGCCAAUCGGUAUUUCCUCCCCCAAAUUUGUUAUUUGUGUGGACCAAGAUGAAACCGCUCCAACUGGUCUCCUCCAUUCUAUUUUUGUUUCAAUCUAAUGAUUAUUGUUAUUGUUAU
Messenger RNA from Coregonus sp. 'balchen', 39554 nucleotides. NCBI's taxonomy places the organism in Eukaryota, Metazoa, Chordata, Actinopteri, Salmoniformes, Salmonidae. The record is from the annotation of a GenBank genome assembly.